GCCCCGCUCGGGCCCCGGGGCGGGCGUCCGUGCUGAGCCGGGGCCUGGGGUACCCCCAGCCCCCUUGGAGGCUCGGCCAGGCCGUGGGGUGCCAGGCGGGUGAGCCCCCGGCCGUGUGGCAUGCUCCAGAUGUGCCACAUCCACGGGCUCCCGCAUGCCCGUCGGCCUCUGAUCCCUCCCCCUGAGAGGCACCUGUGUCUGACAGGUUCAGGCUUCGCUGCCUCCCGCAACGUGCCAGGAUGCUGCUGGGCCCAGGGAUGCACGACUGCGCCGGACGCGCUCCCUCAGCCAAAAAGCAGGAGUUCAGGAUGGUUCCCCCACCACCUGUCAGCAAGCCCCAUGUGUGCCUCUCCACAGUGCUCAUCAUGACCAGCCUCGUCCUCAUGGAUGCCUACCUGGUGGAGCAGAGCCAGGGCUCCAGGAAGCUGGGCAUCAGUGUCAUGGUGGCAGUGGGUGACAUAUGCUUCCUGCUGGUCCUCCGCUAUGUGGCUAUCUGGGUUGGGGCAGAGGUAAAGACAGCUAAGCGAGGAUAUGCCAUGAUCCUCUGGUUCCUGUACGUCUUCGUUCUGGAGAUCAAAGUCUACUUUGUAUACCAGAAUUAUAAAGCCGACCGGAAAAGCUUGGAUCUCAUAGCCCGCAAAGCGUUGACCUUGCUGCUCUCCAUCUGCAUCCCAGCUCUCUAUGUGUUGCUGGUGGCCACAGAGCACAUGGAGUAUGUCAGAACAUUCAAGAAGAAGGAAGAUCUCCGCAACCGCCUUUUCUGGGUCAUUGUGGACAUGCUGGACGUGCUGGACAUCCAGGCCAACCUGUGGGAGCCUCAGAAGAAAGGGCUGCCGCUCUGGGCUGAGGGCAUCAUGUUCUUCUACUGCUACAUCUUGCUCCUGGUGCUGCCGUGCGUGUCCCUGUGCGAGAUCAGCAUGCAGGGGAUCGGCAUCGUGCCGCACCGCAUGAUGCUGUACCCCAUGCUGAGCAUGCUCACCGUCAACAUCGCCACCAUCUUCAUCCGAGGCAGCAACAUGAUCUUCUUCAGGGAUGCCCGGGUCUCCAGCAUCUUCAUGGGCAAGAACAUGCUGGCCAUUGGUAUGAAGGUCUGUAUGUUUGUGCAGUACCAGCGGCACCAGCACCACGCCCCGCCGGGGCCGGACCCGCAGCACAGCACCCCAGCCCAGCCGCCCACGGGGCUGCGCAAGGCCCGGGACCAGCCUGCCUGCCCCGAGGAGCUGGCCCAGGACAACACGUGACGAGCCAGCAGGAGCUACAGCCCGGGCAUCCCCGUGCCUGGCCGUACCUACAAACCCAGGGCAGGCUGUGGAGUUCCCUGCCUGGACAGAGGGCAACGACCCUGCUCCCUCCUUCCCUGGGUGAAACUGCUCAGGGCCCCGAGGGGCACAUGGUGAGGGCCCCCACAGCAGCCUCUGUAAGGCUGCAGAGCAGUUUGGAACCUCAGCACCCCACCUGGUAAGACAGCGGAGCAGGGGACAAGGCCAGGGCCACCUGCCGUGAGUUGUGUCUGGGUGGGGCCAGGCAGCCCUACCCGGUGCAAGGCUCCCUACCAGUGCUCCCUGUGCAGCACUGCUCUCUGGCCAGCCAGGGUGCUACACGGGGACACGGCAGGUCACACACUUUUCUGUUGUGGUUGGCCCUGGCUCCAGUGUGGUCCUUGGCAGCAGCCUGCUCCCCACUGUGUGAGCCGAGUGCCCAUGCAGGGGGAGCAAGUCCUGGGCCUCUCCCUGUUGUCACCCCUCUCAGCCAGCUGCAGGCUUGGGGGGACCCAAAAAGGGGUGACUGUCCUUUUUUUGUAUCUCCCUCUUUGCAAUAAAAGACCUGAGCCCUGCA
Pyrgilauda ruficollis (rufous-necked snowfinch) is the source of this 1836-nucleotide messenger RNA. Its product is annotated as transmembrane protein 121-like. NCBI's taxonomy places the organism in Eukaryota, Metazoa, Chordata, Aves, Passeriformes, Passeridae. The record is from RefSeq and is a predicted model, not a curated record.